GGCAGCAGCGGGGCCGCCGCCAUUUUGGAGGCAGCCGGAGCGCCCGCCCGCCGCUCGCCGCCCGCUGUCAGCGCAGCCCCGGCCGCGGCGCCCGCCUCGGACGCGGCCCAUGCCCGCCGGGCCGCCGGCCCUCGCAGCCAGGCAGCGCCACAGCGGCCUCGCCGCGGGGUGGAGGGCAGGCCCGGACCCCCAGCAGACUCUGCCUUCGCUUUCAAGGGGCUGGAGACCUCUGACCGAAGUUCACACAUCUGUGAUGUAAAUGCCUACUUCUGAGGAUAGGAAGCUUGAGGAAGAAUUCACACUGGAUGAAAAUAAUUUUCUGAAGCUGGGAAUAUUCCAGGAACUGUAACCCAAAUGUUUCUCUGUCCGUGGAGAAGAUUUCACAUUUGAAAUAACUUCUACUGAAGCUAGUUGUGUCCCAUCAACAUGUUCUGGAAGUUUGAUUUGAACACAACAUCGCAUGUGGACAAGCUGCUGGAUAAAGAAGAUGUGACACUUCACGAGCUCAUGGACGAAGAUGACAUCUUACAGGAGUGCAAGGCCCAGAACCGCAAGCUGCUGGACUUCCUCUGCCAGCAGCACUGCAUGGAGGAGCUGGUCAACCUCAUCACCCAUGAGCCCCCCGUGGACAUGGAGGAGAAGAUCCGCUUCAAGUACCCAAACACAGCCUGCGAACUGCUGACCUCGGAUGUGCCGCAGAUCAACGACAAGCUGGGAGGGGAUGAAACUCUGCUCAACAUCCUCUACGACUUCUUGGAUCACGAGCCUCCUCUGAACCCUUUGCUUGCCAGUUUCUUCAGUAAGACUAUUGGGAAUCUCAUUGCAAGAAAAACGGAACAGGUGAUUGCAUUUUUAAGGAAAAAAGACAAAUUCAUUAGCCUGGUGCUAAAGCACAUAGAUACAUCAGCCAUGAUGGACCUGCUGCUGCGCCUCAUCAGCUGCGUGGAGCCCGCGAGCCUGCGGCAGGAAGUGCUCAAUUGGCUUAAUGAAGCAAAAAUCAUUCAGAGACUUGUGGAAUUGAUCCAUUCAAGCCAGGAUGAGGACAGGCAAUCAAAUGCUUCUCAGACCCUGUGUGAUAUCAUAAGAUUGAGCAGAGACCAGAGCAAUCAACUCCAGGACAUACCUGAGCCUGAUCCACUUCUCACAGCACUGGAAUCGCAGGAAUGUGUGGAGCAACUCCUGAAGAAUAUGUUUGAUGGAGAACAGACUGAAAAUUGCAUAGUGAAUGGCACACAAGUUCUUCUGACGUUGCUGGAAACAAGGCGCUCUGGAGUGGAAGGACUGAUGGACUCAUACACUCAGGGAUUUGAAAGGUCUUACACUGUCAAUAGCAGCAUCUUACAUGGUAUUGAACCACGGCUGAAGGAUUUCCACCAGCUGCUGCUCAAUCCUCCCAAGAAAGCAGCAAUCCUGACGACAAUUGGAGUCCUGGAGGAGCCACUGGGGAACGCUCGUCUUCAUGGAUCUCGUCUAAUAGCUGCUCUGCUUCACACAAACACUCCCAGUAUUAAUCAGGAACUAUGCAGACUCAGUACCAUGAAUUUAUUACUUGACUUAUUUUUUAAAUACACAUGGAAUAACUUUUUGCAUUUCCAAGUGGAAUUGUCCAUAGCAGCUAUUCUCUCCCACUCUGCCCAAGAGGGAAAAACUACUACUACUAAUGACCUAGAAAGCAAAGAAGAGGUGCUGAAUGGAAACGUGGCCACAGAGAACAUAGAGACUCCAGAAAACAAUACGGAGAAUAUCAUGGUCACUCAUCUGUUCCAGAAAUGCUGCCUUGUGCAAAGGAUAUUAGAUGCCUGGGAAGCCAAUGACAAAAUACAGGCAGAAGGUGGGAUGAGGAGAGGCAACAUGGGCCACCUCACCCGGAUAGCCAACGCCGUGGUGCAGAAUAUGGAGAAGGGCCCCAUGCAGACUCAGAUCAGUGAGUUCAUUAAAGAGCUACCUGAGGAUUGCAGGGGGAGAUGGGAGAGCUUUGUAGAAGAGACACUGACGGAAACCAACAGGAGGAAUACAGUGGAUUUGGUGAGCACCCACCAUCUGCACUCCUCCAGUGAGGAUGAAGACAUUGAGAGUGCUUUUCCCAAUGAACUUUCUCUCCAACAGGCCUUCUCCGAGUACCAGAUCCAGCAGAUGACAGCAAACUUUGUGGAUCAGUUCGGCUUCAAUGACGAGGAGUUUGCAGACCAGGAUGAUAAUAUCAAUGCUCCCUUUGACAGGAUCGCAGAGAUAAACUUCAACAUCGAUGCAGAUGAUGACAGUGUGAGUCAUUUGAAAGAACCCAAUGCUUCCCUCUUCGAAGCCUGCUGCAAUGAGAGGAUCCAACAAUUCGAUGACAACGAGGAGGAAGAAGAUAUCUGGGAAGAGAAAGAAAUAACCUAUGCAACCCAAGUGAAAUCAAGAACACGAUUUGGAGCAUCUCAGACCUCAGAGAGUUCCUCAAAAAGUGAUCUUGAGAACGGGGAUCACGACGGCAGCGUGGACUCUGAAGAGGAGGAAACGGAGCAGCAGCCGCCUCCUUCCCAGGCAAACAGCAACAAGAAUAAUACUUCUGAGCAGAAAGACUCUGACUCCUCUGAAGGCUCUGGCUGGACAGCGGUGUUCGAGCCCGUCAACUCGAAGCCCCCCACGCCCUGUGUUGCCAUGGAUGUUGGAUCCAGCGUGUGGGAUUCAGCAGCCCCGGAGAACACCACGCCAGAGGAGAAAGGAUGGGCAAAGUUUACAGACUUCCAGCCCUUCUGCUGCUCAGAAUCGGGUCCACGAUGCAGCUCUCCCGUCGACACAGAAAGCAACGAUUCAGAAGGGAACCCGAAGCAGAGUCAAGACAAGAACUUCAGCACUGCCUCCCCCUGUGUUUGGAACGUCUGUGUCACGAGGAAAGCGCCGCUGGUGGCCUCAGACAGCAGCUCCUCCGGGGGCUCUGACAGCGAGGAGGAGGAGGACAAAGCUGACACCAUCACGGAAACCAUCAGCACGGGCUCAGGCCAGGAGACCAUCAAGCUGACCAUGGAUGCGAAGAACGAGAAGGCUGUUUUCACCAGUGAUGCAGAGUGCAUGGUUAUCGACUCGCUGGCCAUCACCGACAUCGGCACGACAAAAGCACCCAAACCCCGGAACAGCGUGGCCCAGCACGUGGAGGAGCACCAGAACACGGCUGCCAUGGUCACAGCGGUCACAGAAACAGCCACAAAAGACAGGAAAGAAGAAGUCUUGCCCUGUGCUGAAGCCACAUUAAAUGGCCCUGCUUGAUGAAACCGAUGCAAUGGGACGUGUGUGACCCAGGCCAGGCUGCUACCUGGUGAUGCAAUUUGUCAAUUUAUUAUUUUUUUGUUUUCUUUUUAAUUUUAUUUUUUAAUAAAUGCUGCAUUGAUGAGAGAGCUGGCAUUCAGGACCAGAGCCGCAGUUCCAACACCAACUAUCUGUUCUGAAAGACACUUGCAUUGUCUAAAUGUAGCAUUGAAUCAGUUAGUCAUCACAGGAAUGAUGGGGUUCUUCCCAAGCAAGCCUUCUGCCUAAUUUGAGUUCCAUGUCCCCUCUCUCCCUUGGUUUUGUUUUGUAUUUGGGGUUCAGUCCUAUUUUCUUAGUGUUAUUGCACACAGUAUUCAGCUUCUCUUCGGAAAGGUAGCAGGUCUAACGCUGGGACUUGGACAGUGCACAAGAGUCCCGCAGUCGUGUGACCAAAGUUCCUGAUGGAGCUGUCUUUGGGCAGCAUUUGCACCGCUUUUGUAUAGCAAUAAAGCCUUAUCAGAAACAUUUCAUAGGAGGAAAAGACGCAAACACUUUAAAUGGGAUGAAGCAGGGAGGGAUUUGAUUUUACACCUUCGUGGGGUGGGAGGGAAGCCGUUGACGUUGCCCUAAGCCAGAGGCCGAGUGGCUGACUUGCUGUAACGCUGAACUGUCUGGAGAAAUGGGAAGUGGCUGCAUUCCAGGGAAUGCUGCAUUCCAGGGAAUGCACAGUGCUCUCUCCUCUGGAGAUGGGGCAGUUCACAGCAGGAUCUUGGCUCUCUUAGCAAUUGGUCUCCUCAGUCCGAGCCAUCAAAACUCAACUUCCCGGAUGUCAUCCUCCGUUGGCUGGAGAGUAUGCAAAGGAGGGAGCUGUGAUUUGCCAGCUGAGAGGAGAACUGCCCCACUGGACUGCUGCCGUGCAGGACCGAGAGCAGAUAUGGCACAACCAGGUUAUCAGGUGUUUGCUGGCUUUUUGGAGACUUAAUGUAUUUUCAAAUGAUUAUGGAAAUCCUUUUCUGUUUGUUUUGUUCUGUUUUUAAAAUUUUUAAUGGAUGCAGGAACAGCAACACUUUUGCACUUUGUACCUAGUGACAACAUUGGAGAGUGACAUGGCCUCAGCACAGGACUCCUGCUGUUACUCCCCAGGUAGUUGGUCAUGGAGAAGCUUGGGUAGGGGGGACACGUGCCACUGCCUUGGGGCGGUAGAGUGAAACAGGCUGGAGCAAUGGACUGCACUUCACACUGCCUGGGAGCAAGGUCAGUUGAAGGUGUGUGCUUGACCCUGGAACACAGGAUCUUCUGCGUAGGCUGAAGCACCUACUCCUGUAAAGACUGUCCUGGUUUCAGACACAGCUCUGCACCGAGUGGUGCCGGCCUCUGCGUUGAGCCUGUUCCCAGGCCGGACUUGUGCACAUCGACCAUACGGGUGUAGGUGUUGGGCCACUCGCAGAAGCAGGCUCAGGCUGGAAACAGCACGUCACCACGACCAGAGCUCCAGUGCUUGUUCUCUUGCCCCUGUAGUCUAGAUACAGAGGUGGGCCUGCUUCUGUGUGUGAGCUGUGUGCUGAAACCCUCCUGUCAAAUGCUAAAACGCCGCUUUCUUCAUUAGUCCAAGACCUAAGCUGGAAAAUCAUUCACUUCGGAAUAAAAGCAUGAAGCUUGACACAUAGGUAGCCAAAUAGCUUCUUUUUCAGAUAUAUUCUCACUUGUGCAUAACGAGGGACUUUCCCCUGUGAGUACCUCACUCAGAUCUGUUGUAUGAGCAAAGGCAUCCUAGCCAGAUUUCAGUCUUUGUAAGAAGAAUCCUUUGUUUUACCUGUGAUAUGUAUGUAGUGCAUCUGAAAUCGUGUGAGAGGUGGGCUGGGGUGGUGGGGAGUGAGGAGAGCAAAGUGGUGUUCACUGUCAGUGUGUUCUGCUGGAUCAGUGUCCGCUGGUGCCGUACCCGCAGCACUCCUCGGUGUGCCAGAGAUAACACGUGGUCAUUGUUGCUCUUAGGGAAGGUUGAGGAAUUGCUUUGCUGGAAUAGCACAGUCGGAGGUUGCGGCGCCGGAGCGGGAUUAGGCUGCGGUGUGCUGGGCACUGGGGCCACUGUGUGCUGCUGACAUAGCUGGGUUUGUCCCAGCUGCAAUUCCUUGGGAAGCAGAUGCUUUCCUGGCACAAAACUGCUCUUCUGGAAGUCUCCUCACUCACUCCUUGUUGCUUAAAUUAAAUAAUGUAAACUUCUGUUGAGCCGGGAGGGAAACAAAUCCCUCACUUUCUGCUUUGGUUACUCUGCUCUUCGGAGAUCAGCCCCACUCUUAGCCAGGAUUAUCAGGAAGGAUGAGUGGGGUUGAGUUCCCAACUGGACACACAGCAAAGUCUUAAUUUCCAGAGGAUUGGUGCUAGAGGUUUUUCCUGAAAAUCAGGUUCUCUUUGGGCAUUCUUGAAACACCCAAACCUGCUACUAUGAAACCUGAAACAUCACUCAUGGAAUACAGCAUCAGCACAGCUGGUUGAAGACCAUGGUUGGGCCUCAGUCCCAUUCAGUACCAGGUGAUGGCAAUAGUUCUCUUCCAGUCUGUUCUUGACCAUGGUGCUUGCAGGUUCCACCAUGCUACAACUAUGACCAAGUCCAUUUAGGAGCAGGAGAGGAAGGGAAAUGUCCAUAGCAGGUACAGUUGGGAUCAUCCUUCCGGCUUGAUGCGUUUUCUGCCCCCUUGUUAAGCAGAUAAAUGAUCUUUGCAUUGGGUUACGUGGUAGACAGUGGUCACUUCCAGCACCUUGAGCUGUGCUGGCUGAUCCUGCAGGAAUUGUGAUCAUCUGUACCUGCUGGAUCUGGUGCUGGUGGUUUGGGAGCAGUAACCUCUGCCUCGGAAGUGCUGUGGCAGCAAUAACACCCUGAAGUGUUCAGAGAUACCCAAGGACGUGUCUGUCUGUGCCUUUCAUUGUGCAUCCUGAACCUGUCAUUUGUCAGCUUUUGGCUUUGAGUCUGUAAAGUUCAGCAGAAGCUUUAAUAACCCAUUUGAACAUAUCCAGUGAGCAGUUCCAAACCCCAAGUUAGUUACUGGGGGACUCAUUAUCUUGGUUUAUUAAUUUGAUUACUCGUGUCCAGUUACUUUUGUGACAAGGUGUUUUACCAGUAGUUAGUUGUGUGCACAAGCUCUCUUGCUUUUGUGACGGUGAAUGAUUCCUCCACUCUUGGGACUUAAGCUCUGGAUUAUACCUCAUUGCUCCUGUGGGAUUGUACUUCACACCAGCCAACAGGCUGAUCUGGGAAACGUUCCUUGUGCUUGGUGUGGUGGAGUUUGCAGUUCGGAUCACAUCCUGAAUCAGGGGAUGAUUUCCUUGCCUGGCUCAGAUGAUGCUAUAGGAAAACAAUGCAAAAAUUCCUUUCCAAGCCUGAGCUUCCCAUCUGUCUGGAGUCACAGUGGAUAUAGAUUCACUUACCCCUGUAAACCCCCUUGGCUUGCUUAGCUGCUUGGUCAGAAAGCAAUGAAGACCAAACAGAGGUUCCAUUCAGCACUGUCCUUCCUCCCUUCUGUGCAGUAUUUUGAAUCUGUCCAUAUCAAUAGGGUAUAUAUAAUUUUAGGUUUGACUAUGUAUACUGAUGAGUGUGUAUAUAGAUAUAUAUUUGCAAUAUGUAUUAUUCCAUGUAUAUUUAUACACACACGGCUGGAUAUUGUGAGAAACCUGGUGAAGCAGAUACUCAGAGCACAAUGAGCCUUUUAUAUCCAUGUACAGCUCCAUGGUCAGUGACAAACCUCGUUGUACAAGACCAAAACCAGUGAGGCAUUAUCAUACCGAGGGAAAAUGCUGCUGGAACAUCGUAGUUCAGUGCUGUUACCUGGCUGGGCAUUGCAGUGGUGGGUUACAGGAGAGCAGUGGCUUGUGCAGUGAUCUCCCGUGGUUUGGAGUCAUGAUUUCUGUUGCUUACUACAGGCUUUGAAUGCUGCAGGGACAACAGGGCUGUGGACAGGGGAGAUGUGGAGUUGGAUUCAGGGGUUUAACUCCCUCAGUGUCCCAAAGAGGUGAGGUCCUCUCUGGAGAUGUAUCCAUCAGCUUCAAUUCCCACUUAGGUGGGAUAGUCCUUUGAAGGAAGGAUCAAGGAACAUGACUGUUGUUUACUCAUCAGUUUCACCGGUUCUACAACAAAUUUUUCCUACACGCAAAUACCACAUAUUGCUGCUUCUCUUGAGUGAUAACAGUUAUGGGAGACAAAAUCCCAGUUAUCCACCUGGAUAAUACAUCCUCACCUAAGCCUGAUACAAAUUUCAUGAGCGUCCCAAGGCUUUCGUAGGAUCACAGGAUGGUUUGGGUUGGAAGGGAAGAACUUCUGAAGAUCUCAUCCAAGGGCUUUGCUACCCUUACUGCUUUCUAGAGGUGCAGGAUGGAAAACCAGUGGGUGCACACAUUUAACAAGAAGGGGAAAACCCAACAACAAUAACAAACCCUACCUUAUUCCCCUCAGCAUCUGUUCCAAACAGCUCGGGCAUUCCAGUUUGCCGGUGGAAAGGAUUUGGGGAUGGCGCAGUGUGCAAGGGGUUGCAAGCUGAGGGACAUUCCUAAAUGACAUAUCUAAGGGAAAAAAAUGAAGAUGUGGGAUCCAGAAAUCAGCCAUUGAGCUGUAUUUGAAUCACGAUUUAUCAGUGGCAUCACUUCAAGCACCUCUCAGUGCCAGUCACUAGAGGUUUACACCAUACUAUAAGCUCCUUACUCAGCCUCAGCGCCUUGGUUUCCCUCCUGCCCUGUUGGAGCUGUUGCCUGGGCGUACAGCCCAGGGCUCUGCAGCCCAUUCUGGGGCUUUGGGGUUUUACACCUCUUCUUUGCCACCCUUACCCAUCUUCUGUCUUACUUUUGUCAGCAUUUACUAAGAAGGUUUCUUUUCUUAGACUUUCCGUUGUGCUGAUCUCUGUCUUACUGUAGGAGGAGCCUUGUUUUCUUCAGUUCUUUGGUGUAGCUGGUGCAGGAAACAGCUGCCACAUGGCAGAGUCCUUCAUUUCUGCCAACAUUGAAGACUAAAGCAGUUUGCCUGUCAUGGGGGAAGAGGUACAACAAGCUCUUGCAAGUACUCAGACUGUGCAGUUGAUGUCCCCUGAGGCUUCAUGGGAGAGGAAGGUCCUGCAUCCUGGCUGCCAGAUUAAUGAUACUUGAUACAUAAGAUCAUUUGAUACUUUUGCAGUGUAAUAUUGGCUUUUUUGAUGGCAGACAGCAGCUCAUCCUGCACUUUUCAGUCCUUUAAAGAACAGGUUUUAUUCUUCUCUUUCUCUUCCCAAGCAGCGAUCUCACCCUGAAUCAUGUUCAGAAAUGACAAACGAUUGUGGUGUUACAAGAGGUUUUGGUAUCAUUAGACAAGAGAUAAAAUGAAAACUGCUGUCACAACAACAUGGUGAUGUCCUUUGGUUUGUUGGGGUUUCUUUGGCAUCAGUUGUCUCUGAAAUCCUCUUUGCCACGUUCUCUUUUGUUCCUAAAGCAUCUGCAUCUCCAGCCACGAGCUCUCGCAAGGCAAGUGGAAUGCACUGCGUGCUCUUGCCAACCUCAGCUUGAAAAUAGAACAUUUCAGAUGCUUCUCCCUGAAAUUCAGUUUCUUAAUCUCGUCCCAGUCCCUUAGUGUUAGGGGAGAACCUCACGUACCUCAUUCCAGAAGGGGAAAGCACUGGGGCGGGGGGGGGGGGGGUGCAGUACAGUGCGGGUUCGUGAUUCAGGAAUGUGGCUCUUGGCUUCUCUGGUUUGGACAUCACAACCAGCCAAACAGCUUGUUGUGAGGAGAUCUUAUUCUGUUCAAAUUGCGUGGGAUGGAGGCUUGACCUCAGAAAGAGCUGAAGGAAGAUGAGGAGUUGUACCAGGGUGCAUCUGCCUUCACAGCAUCUUCUUGUUUACUACUCAUUGCCUAAAGUAGGACACGUUGGAGCACUGCACACAGGAAAUGCUCAGCAGCCUCAUGACUCUGCACUCGUGAUGCUGCCCACUUCCGAGGGGGGGUGGAGAAGCUGUUGCUGUUGUUGCAGAGUGCAUUUACCAUUGCUGUUAGCUUCUGCUCCUUAACACAUACGGUGCUACUGCUGCUUGCUUUUCUAGUCUUGUCCUAGCUUGCAUGGUUUCCUUAAUCAGGGUGUAGAAGGAUUGUAUUGAGCCUUGUUACUCAAACCAGCAUCAUAGAAUCAUAGAAUCAUCACAGACUGGUUUGGGUUGAAGGGACCUUAAAGCUCCUCCAGCCCCAACCCCUGCCCCGGGCAGGGACACCUUCCACUAGAGCAGGUUGCUCCAAGCCCCUGUGUCCAACCUGGCCUUGAACACUGCCAGGGAUGGGGCAGCCACAGCUUCUCUGGGCACCCUGUGCCAGUGUCCCACCACCCUCACAGUAGAGAAUUUCUUCCUCAAUGUCACCUAACUCUCCCGUAUUUAAGGUCAAAACACAGCUGAUGGGAAGGUUCUGGUAAACCCAAGCAGGCAUUUUCUCACUUAGGAACUUCAGGACAAAUCUGAAUGUAAAAAAGAAUCAAUUUGGCUCCCAAACAUUGGCUUUUCUCAUCUGAACCUCACUUACCUCAUUCCAGAAGGGCAUCAUGGUGACCAGACCCACCUCCCUCAUGUGUCUCUCCUAGUGACUGUUACCUCUCACCUUCCACAGUGUGUGCAUAGAAAUGUUCGUGAGAUACACCUCUAUAUAAAGUGUAUUUUUCUAUUUCAUGCUGAUGAGAAGAAUCCUUCUCCUCCUCCUGACAUUGGGGCUUUUAUAAAGGACAGAUCCUUCCCCGUCUGUUUUUUAGUUUCUCAACUUAUUUGGACAGAUGUAAACUAUUAAACUCUUUUAUCGUGUAAUUUUGAUGUUUGUGGCUCAUUUUCCAGAACUUUCUAGGACUUCUAGAAAUGCUGUAGAGAAUCUCCCACUGUUGGUGGGUAUUGAGCAAGCUCAAAGUCAGCACCAUCGCAUCCCAUUGCUGGUCGCUGCCAAAGUGUCUCCUAGACUAGAUCCAUAAUGCAACUAGACUUGAAACACAGUUAGCUCCAGGCACAGCAAAUGUUAAUCAAAGACUUCUCAUCGUGCCCAUCAUGGAAUUCUCACUCAUUGGUCAGCCUAUGGAAAUCCUUUGCCAGAAUGUUGGAUGUUGUGUUGGAGCCAGCCAGGCGAGGUCCUGGUCCUGCUCUGUCCUUGUUUAGUGUGUGAUAGGGUGUAUGGAGGUCUCUUGGUGCUGCAUCGUCUGGGCUUUGAUUUACAAAACAGGUCUUGAGAACCAGCUGUGGUACUUUUUGCACCACAGGCUGUGCGGAAGGAGGGACAGGAAGCCCGGCAGCUGGAACCGUGGUCCUUGCGUUUGGUGGCACUUGCCUUCAGGGAUCCUCACCGCAUAGCAGUGACCUUGCACUGAAACUUUAACUCUUUUCCUGCUCAUAGAAUCAUAGACUUGUGGAUUGGUUUGUGUUGGAAGGAACCUUAAAGCUCCUCCAGCUCCAACCCCUGCCCCAGGCAGGGACACCUUCCAUUAGAGCAGGUUGCUCCAAGCCCCUGUGUCCAACCUGGCCUUGAACACUGCCGGGGAUGGAGCUUUAAGGUCCCUCCCAACCCAAACCAGUCUGGGAUUCUGUGGCUCUGUGAUUCUUACUCUUUCAGAAUCAAAUAACAUAAACCAUUAGUUACCUCAUGCUAUAAAUUAGUGUACAUUUGGACUGUAACAUACAUGAGAUAUACAGUAACAUGAAAAUAUGCAUGUUACAUGAAAACAUUGUGAAAUUAGAGAGUAUUUAGUGAAUAACAGUUGCAAUCAUUCAUUCAGUUUUCGGUUCCUGUCCAUGGUUUGAGAUUGAAACAUUCUCUUUGUAGAGUAUCUUCACAGUCAUCCUCAGAGCUCCAUUUUCUUUCUGCUUGAGCCUUUGAACAGAGUUUUCUUUCCUUCCUAAAAUGAAUUGGCCAAAGCACAGGAUGGGAGAGUUCAAAGGGCUGGGGUCUCCUUUAUUUCUGUUCAGAAAGUUCCUUCGUGUGACAUGUGUGCUAUUAAUCUGUGAUUCAUUGCCAUCUCUUGCAUCACAUCCCUCUUUGCCCUUUUAAACCUCAGUGUAUCUGGUGAAACUUGACCAAGAAAAGGCAUUUGUGCUCACGUAGAUACCACCAGCUCCUGCCUGGGAUAGAGCUGGUGGGGUUUUUAUCUUCAGUUUGUCUCAUUUCUCACACUUUCAUACUUUACCUUUUAUGGUGCAGAUCCACAAGAGCAUCCUUCCCUGCCUGCCUUCCCCGAAACUCUAUCAUGGGAUCAGGGCAGAAUUGCAUCAUCUUCCAAGUACAUGCGUUAUCUUUCUUGCUCCGAGAUGCAUUGGCAGCAUCUGCCAUCACUGCUCUGAUGGAAUCCUCCUGUGGGGUUGGGGUUGCCCUGGCUGGGUCAGGUUUGUUACCCCAUUCCCCCCCGGAACCCCAUCCCUGCCCCAGCAUGGAGCUCACCCUCUUGGCAAUCCAGCUGAUGAGCGAGUGCCCUGGAAGGAGCAGUCAGCUUCUAGGGCAAGCCAAUGAUCAGCAAUAAGAAUUCCAGCUCGAAAAACACCGGGUGCCUUUGGUUUAAUUCACAGUCAUUUCUUCUCAUUACAGCUUUGCAGCCAAGUCAUGUUUCAUCUCCAGACAGGCAGGAAAAAGGGAAGGAGAACAUGAUGCACCGAAGGAUCCCAAUGAUCAUUUCCCAAUACCCCACUGUUGUUCCGAGUGCCUUAUAUCCAUCCAGAUCCCAACGAAAGGUGUUUGUGUUCCUUGUGCUCUUCUUCCGCUUCCUC
Messenger RNA from Strigops habroptila (Kakapo), 11958 nucleotides. It is a transcript of the gene PPP6R2, whose product is annotated as protein phosphatase 6 regulatory subunit 2. The coding region runs from base 427 to 3249 and encodes 940 amino acids. The record is from RefSeq and is a predicted model, not a curated record. The transcript is spliced from 26 exons. Lineage: Eukaryota; Metazoa; Chordata; Aves; Psittaciformes; Psittacidae. Gene Ontology annotation, molecular function: protein phosphatase regulator activity; protein phosphatase binding. Gene Ontology annotation, cellular component: cytosol; nucleus.